This is a messenger RNA of Epinephelus fuscoguttatus (brown-marbled grouper), 5154 nucleotides long. It is a transcript of the gene lg18h18orf54, whose product is annotated as linkage group 18 C18orf54 homolog. The record is from RefSeq and is a predicted model, not a curated record. NCBI's taxonomy places the organism in Eukaryota, Metazoa, Chordata, Actinopteri, Perciformes, Serranidae. Bases 237 to 1958 code for a protein of 573 amino acids. The transcript has 15 exons.
UGUAUGUCUCCGCUGAUAACCAUGAAUAUACUUUAUUACCAGAUUUUUGAAUGGUGUUCGGUCGUAAAGUCUCCGGCGGAAACCAACUGUGCUAAACUGACUCCAGACCAGCUAAGUGAGUUAGCUUUCACCUUACCCGGGAGCCUUGAAUAAUAUACUGCUUUGAACAGUCACUGUAUACAGACGGCUGGACAAGAAAUAUACUGAAGGAAAAGGAGGCAUUAUGGACUGAAGAUAUGGAGUCCAGCUGCUUGAUUGGUGAAUUACUAUCUCCUGAGUCGACGGUGACCUCACUACUUUCAAGCUCAGGUCACCUGAGGAGCAGCCUGCAGGCUUCUGAACACAACGCCACCUUUGGAUAUAAACACAAGAACUAUGACUCAGCCACAGCGGCGCUGGAUGCCUACAUUGCAGACUUUGAGAGAAGUCGUCAGAACAGCAAGUCGUUAACAGGAAAACUGGUUCUGCCUCAGAGUUCCCCCUCCACACCAUGCAGACCCAGAGUGAGCAUGCUCAGAAACAGAGAUGUUCUUAGGGAGCGUUUGACAGACAGGGAGCUGGACUUCCUGAACCUCCCCGUCAGCUCUCUCCAUCACCGCAGCAACCGAGACAGACUCUCAAUGACGACAGACGAGCUGCUGUCUAUCCCUUACGAUGGCUCGAUGCCCAUCACUCACACCUCCGCCUUCAUGCAAGGCCUCCUGUCCCGGUCUGGAGCCUCCCAGCCCUGCCCCUUGUCCAGACCAACACACAGAACCUGGGACAGACUCAGCAGCAGUCUUCCUGCUCCCCGACCGAACCAUCACCACCCUCAUCCAACCAGGAUGCCAAGGAGUUCCAGGUGCAGAGAAAGACCAGAGGCAGCCAUGUUGAAUCCAGAUGUUGAUAUCCCCUCAGUCAGCUGCUAUAAGCAGUCUGCACACAGAGUGGGAAGGUCAGAGUGGGCAGAGCCAUCUUCGUCCCUCCACCUCCCUCGCUGGUUCACCAGUAACAAGACCGACAUGGACUGUUCAGGAAUCACCAGCGUGGCGGACCUAAAGUACCCAGCCUGGAUCCAAUGGUGUGAUAUCAGCGAGCCACCACCACUCACAGAGUCAGAACUGUGGGAUGACCACGGUGUUCUUCCACCUGUAUCUCCCAGAAGAGGAGCUCCAUCCUGGGUGGCAGAGUUGGAGGAUGAAGAUCCCGACCAGACACCUGCAAAGGGUGAUAGCCAGCAGACUCUCAGAGAUCUGAGGCUUCAGUUUGCUGAAGAGAUUUCUCUACUCGCUGCAGAGAGAAACAGCUCUGACGUCAUGGAAACUCUGUUCAGAGACAACAGGAUUGAGUCUCUGAUCCAGAAGGCGGACCAGGUGUUGAACCGUCUGUCUCAGAGUUAUGGAGGAGCAGACUGUCCCGCAGAUCCAGUCAGUCCUACUGAUCAUGUUGAGGAAGCUGUCAGUCCAGUGAACACUGAGGAGCUGCUGCUCUGUUCCUCCUCACACUGUCCUCCAUUCUCUAGGGAUUCAGCAGCAGUUGCAGGGGCUAUCACAGAGGCUCUGACUGACAGAAGAGCUCAGGCUUGGGGAUCUGGCCUCCAUGGAGACAGCACCUUUAAGCAGCCUGGUCCCGUGGAGGCUCUGAAACAGAUGCUGUUCAGACUGCAGGCAGUGGAGGCAGAGCUUCAGCGACAACCGCAGGCAUCAGCAGCUCCAACACUCACUGACAGGCUGCAGACAGUUGAGGUCAAACAACAGAGGCCUGAAGGUAAAGCAAAGCUGGAGAGUUUUCCAGGUGGACCGUCACUACAGAGAGCUCUGCAUCACCUGAGCCGUCUGAAGGUUUUGGUGGAAGAACCCAGAGAGAAACGCACAGAGGAAAAAGAAGAGAAAGGCGCAGAGGAGAAGGAUGAAGAUGAAGGACGGUAUUCCUCUUCUUCUGCUGACGGGCUCAUCUGCGCUCAGCAGAAACCCUCCUGACGCUAAAGGCUUGUUUACAAGAGCAAAGAGACUUCCUGUCAGUGUUCUCACUGUCAUCUAGUUAGUGUUUCCUGUCACGUCCAGCAGCAAAAGGAAGCAGCAAAUGAUUCUGGAUGAAGUCUGCUCUGGAAUUUUAUUUUAGGUGAAAAAAUGCAAUUCAUGUAAACAAUAACAGUGCAGAGGCCAAACCAGACUCAUGAGGAAAUUCAGGAAAUGUGUGUUGAAGUUAUGUGAAGUGUUAACAGUGAAGGACGCUGUGAAACUUUGAGCGCAGUUUUUAACCACCAUAACAGAGAUGGAAAAUAACCAUUGUCCAUGAAAGGAACAGUCUAGAACAGAGUCAAAUGAGGAUGGUUUCAAUAUUUCUUUUUUACAUUUUUUUUUUUAAAAGAUGUAACUUGUAAAUCAGACAGCUUAAAAGUUUUGAGGUUGGAUAUUUUUUGUAUUUAACGGAGCGAGGCCCCUGCUUCCAGUCGUGGUGCUAAUGCCCAGAACCUAUUUCUGCAUUGUACACAGAGCUGAAACUGUUACCCAUCUUUUCAUCUAGCUCUGUAGAAGUCACAAAAAUGAGAGGCUUUAUCUUAAUGUCACAGUGUUGCUCUUUAAAUGCCAAAUGAGAAUGGAGCUCUGCAAAGUUUCAUCAGGCUCCCUCUGAGAGAAGAAAUGACCAGAAAGACAAAAUGUCAGCAUCUUACUGCAUACUUACUGCACUCAUACUGCAAGCACCUGUUCAGCUGCUGAGGAAGUGAAAGUGUCCAAUUGACAAGUGAAUGUGCCAAUAUGAAAGGGUUAUAAAAUGUCUAAUUGUUUGUUACUGUACUGAAAGGCUAACAGCAAGACUCUGGACAUGGCAGGGUCACAAUGCUAGUUGGACAGCUUUAAUAUUCAUUAGCAUGUUAGCAAAGUACUAAUUCUAAGCAUGUUGAAUGUGUUAGCAUAUUAACCUGCUUAUUUUUUUUGUUACAAUAACAUGUAACUUGCUAAAUGUUAGCAUGUUAACAUCCAAUGCCGUUUAUGAUGACAUGCUAACUUGAGCAUGUCAAAAUAUAAUGUUAACAUGUCAUCUGUAAGUGAAGCCCCAUUACCAAGUUAACAUUUGCAUUUGAACAUACCAGCAUUAGCAUAUUAUAAUGCUUAAUAUUACAUGUUCAUGUUAGCAUGUUACCCAUGAAUCACAGUAAAUGUUACAUGUUGUUAAAUGUCAUACAAACUUUAGCAUGUUAGCAUGUCAUAAUGCUAAAUAAUACAUGCUGAAAUGUAGCAUAUUAUGCCGCUAAAAACUAGAAUGUUACAUAAGAAUUUUUAAAAAAUGAGUGUCCAGCGUACUCACAAUGAAAGUCCAUGGCUUCUUUGGCCACUGUACAGAGGAUAAUGCUGCGUUCACAUUGUACAGGAUUUACCACUUUCUGGGAUUAAUGGGUAUAGUGCUGAAUUGAAUGUACACUGUAUUUUUAUUCAUGGUUUUUUCACCAUCCAAUUAUGUGAAUAUUCACAGGCCGUAGACAUGGGAGUCUUUCCCAUGUCUACCAUCCAUCAGAUAUGAUCUGAACACAACACAAACACUCUGUCCUCUGGACAAACCUCAACUAGUCGAGUAUUGUAUUUACUGGUGUGUUAAGAUUAUUGCAGCCUCACACUGUUGUGCCUACAGACUCUUAGCUUUGUUUCGACUUUAUGAAAUACUCAGUAUGAUUUGGAGAGGAAACAGAAAAUUAGAUUAUUGAUCUAGCAGUAUUUUUAUUCACAUUUUUGUCUUUCAGGUGACGAAGACAGACUAUCAGGUUUUUCUCUUCUGCCUUAAAGUCGAAACCACUUAAGUGCCAUGUCAGCAUUUGGGCAGACAGAUGACCUAAACAUGAGCAGAUAUUUAUUUUGUACCAGAUGUGUGUUAAUGGUUAACACAAAGUGUUUUUAUUUCCAUGUAGCAGCCUUCUCUCCGGUUGCUCUGAGAUGAUUUGUCUUUUAACAGUUCACAAUAAAGCAUAUCUUGCUUUAUACCUUCAUGGUGUCAGCUCAUUUUUAGAUUUAUUUGUUUUUUCCUUGAAGUGUGGUGAAAGUUAGUGGGAGGCCAAAGAGGACAUUCAUCUCCUGUGACUGGUUUCCAUGAAGUUAGGAGCCUUGUGAAGGACAGUUUUUAGACAAAAUAUAAGCAGCUGGAGCCGAAAUAUCCUGGCUGUUAGUUCCUGUAUGAGUCAUGCUCUAAAAACACUGGAUUGUACAUUUUUUAAUUUCCCUCCAUAGCAUUGUUUUGUUAGACACUCCCUCCUUCAUAAGAAAGUACUCCUAGUUUGUAAUGCGGUAUUUUAAUUAUUAAUUUGAUGUCUUCCAGAUAACCCUAAUGACAUCAAGGUUAUGUUUAUUUUCUUGACAAAGCUCCUCAAGGAGUACUAACCAUGAUCAGCAAACUGAACUUCAGGCGUGAAGUCUGUGGACUGCCCUUUAAGUGUCCAUAACCACAUAUUUUUAUAAUGUAUGAAAAGUGAAGGCUCUGUCUCUUGUGACAGUAGUACACAUCAGCAGAGAUUUGGACUCAUGUCACAAAUUUGACCAUUUUAGCCUCAAUUUGAGAAAAACAAAUGAGACUCCAUUGGACUUUAACACCAAUAACUCGAUUUCAUUUGGACUUGAGCCUUUUGGCUUGAAAAUAUUUGAGACUUUCCCCCUAUGCUCAAAGAUUAAAAAGUCAGUUAUUUAAAAAGUGUGCCACGAAUCAGUACAUUUUCUACUAACCUUAACACUUUUCAUUUCCAGCAAAUUGACACCAAGAUAAUCCACUUUGUUUAAACCAAUCUGACAGCAUCCAAGAAAGCUGCAAGAGAGAACUGUGAAGAACUGUCGUUACGUUACUGAGUGCCAGUUGGAAAAAAUGACACCAAAGAUAACUUUGUUGGUGUGCAAAAACUACAUAGUAGUCAACAAAAACUGAAUCGCAGUAUGAAAUAUACAGACAUUGACAGAACAACUUCCAACAAAGUUGUUUGAACAAAUACAGUUCGGUUUAGGACUAGAUGUUACAAUCCCUUGAUGCACAUACAGUACUUGAGACUGUAAGUGGGAGUGAAAGUGCUGUCAGGGGUCCGAGUUGGAGCCAAAGGGUUAGAUGGAUAGAAAAGUAAGAAAAGAGCAUAGGGAAGGCAGUGCCAAGAAGAGAUGUCUGUGAACAGAAUUCUCCCCUGUUGUCUCUGUGGCCAUUUAU